Molecule: messenger RNA, 1759 nt
Organism: Poeciliopsis prolifica (blackstripe livebearer)
Lineage: Eukaryota; Metazoa; Chordata; Actinopteri; Cyprinodontiformes; Poeciliidae
Gene: rrp9
Product: ribosomal RNA processing 9, U3 small nucleolar RNA binding protein
Exons: 15
Coding region: 252-1709 (485 amino acids)
Cellular component (GO): small-subunit processome
Molecular function (GO): snoRNA binding; protein binding
Source: RefSeq, a predicted model, not a curated record
UUUAAUCUGUACAACUUCCUGUUCCACCCUCUUUCAAGGAUUCGACCAAUGGAAAAUCACGCUUCCAAGAAAAGGCGGGGCAUUUUAAAACUGGCAAGAUUCCGAGCCAAUCAGCACUUGUUCUCCGAGCCGGGCAUGGAAUACCACACUAGUUGCGAUCUACACAUGUGGCUUCAAUGUUCCUGCUAAGACAAACUUGAGCAGCGAUAGAGCUAAAGUUUAUUCUAGCACGUCUUUUGUCACAUUUCACAAUGUCGUCAUUUUUCAUUAAGACAAAAGGGAAUCCUAAAACGACCAAAAAAGGCAAAGAAACAGCAGCGGUUAAGCGGAAGGCUGAUGGAGAUUCAGGAGCACAGAGCAAAAUACGAGCAAAGAAAUCCAGCAGCAAAUACAAUGAAGAGAUUUCCAGUGACUCAGAGGUGGAAAGUCCUAACGAAUCCAAGAAAAGGCAGGCCAAAGACGAGAUUGAGUUUGAGGAAACUCCACAGGAGAAGAAGCUCAGAUUAGCCAAACUUUAUCUUGAACAACUAAAAGAAGAAGAGGAAAAGAAAGCUGAGGAUGAGUCAUUUGAGGCAGAUCUGAUAGCUGGACGGCUUCAAGAAGAAGUGCUUGAACAGAAAGGGAAGCUCCAGCGUCUUAUAGCCAAAGAUUUGAUGGCACCAGAUGCUUCAGAGAUCAGAUUGCUAAGAGGUCACAAACUACCGAUUACGUGUCUGGUUAUAACUCCUGAUGACAGAUGUAUCUUCUCAGCUGCCAAAGAUUGCUCCAUAAUUAAAUGGGAUGUUGAAAAUGGGAAGAAGCUCCAUACAAUACACGGUGGAAGAAAAGGUACAGAAGACCGCCAUGUUGGACACACAGCUCACGUCCUGUGUAUGGCCAUAUCAUCCGAUGGGAAAUACCUGGCCACAGGAGACAUGAACAAUCUGAUAAUGAUUUGGGAGGGAGAAACGUGUAAACAUCUGCAUAAAUUUACAGGACACAAAGGCCCGGUGUCGGGUCUUUCAUUCAGGAAGGGAACUCAUGAACUGUACAGCGCCUCUCACGACCGCUCAGUCAAGGUGUGGAAUGUAGAUGAGAACGCAUACGUGGAAACUCUAUUCGGCCAUCAGGAUGUGAUCACCGGACUGGACAGUCUGAGCCGUGAGCGCUGCGUCACUGCAGGUGGGCGGGACGGCACCGUCAGAGUGUGGAAGAUAGCAGAGGAGUCGCAGCUGGUGUUCCACGGACAUGAAGGUUCGAUUGAUUGUGUCCAGCUCAUAAAUGAGGAGCACAUGAUAACAGGAGCAGAUGACGGCUCAGUGUCUCUUUGGAGCGUCAACAAGAAGAAGCCUCUCGGCACGGUGAAGCGGGCUCACGGCUGCCGUGGCGAGCCGGGGCUGGAGCAGCCUCAUUGGGUGUCCUCAGUGGCAGCGCUUCACAAUUCGGAUACUGUAGCCUCAGGUGCCUCUGGCUGUUCUCACAACUCCCAGGUGAAUGUGUGGAAAUGUGGCCACAACUACCGUAGCCUGGAGCUUCUCUUUAGUGUGCCAGUGUCUGGUUUCAUCAACAGUCUGAAGUUUUCGAGCGCUGGGCAGUUCUUGGUGGCUGGUGUCGGACAGGAGCACAGAUUGGGACGAUGGUGGAGAUUGAAAGAAGCCAAAAAUGGGAUUUAUAUCAUUCCUCUAAAAAGAAAACCAUCAAAUCCAGAAGAAGCAAAACAGACAGAAUAAAGACCUUUUUUUGUAAAUUAAAUGUUUCAAACCUACAGUAAAUGUCUUUG